AUGACUUCCAAUACUCCGGAAGAGGACCCUACAGAAUACACCUCCCUUCUCCCCAAGCCGACGGAUCACCGCGCCUAUGAUGACUCGGAUGAGUAUGAUACUUCCCAACGACAAUGGCUCGCAGAGUUCUGGAUCCUUUUGAAAGGCUCUGUCCCCGUCAUUCUGGCGUACACCCUCCAAAAUAGCCUUCAAACUGUCUCGGUCCUCAUUGUCGGGCGUUCCUCUCCGGAAAAUCUGGCUACCACGGCCUUUUCCCUGAUGUUUGCCAUGAUAACCGCAUGGAUGAUUGCCCUGGGUGGAACGACGGCGCUAGACACGCUGGCCUCCUCGACCUUCACGGGGAGCUCCAAUAAACAUGACCUUGGGAUUCUUUUACAGCGAGGAUUCUUCGUGCUGAGUUUGUUCUAUAUCCCCGUUGCCAUUCUCUGGGCAUGUUCGGAACCGGUUUUCCUUCUCCUCGGCCAAGAUCCCCAGCUAUCCCGGGAUAGCGCUCGGUUCUUGACCUGCCUGAUCCCCGGGGGACUGGGAUACAUCUACUUCGAAGUGAUGAAGAAGUACCUGCAAGCCCAAGGAAUCAUGCGCCCCGGCACAUAUGUCCUCCUCAUCACAUCCCCAUUCAAUGCCCUGUUGAACUAUCUCUUCUGUUACACUUUCAACAUGGGUCUCCUCGGAGCGCCAUUCGCCACCGGCAUCUCAUAUUGGCUUUCUUUUGGACUGUUGGUUCUGUACGCGCGAUUCGUUGCGGGGUCCGAAUGCUGGGGCGGGUGGUCGCGCGAGGCCUUUCAGAACCUUGGAACGUUUGCGCGCCUGGCCAUCCUGGGAGUGAUCCAUGUUGGGACGGAAUGGUGGGCGUUCGAGAUAGUGGCGCUGGCGGCCGGACGACUGGGCACCAUCCCACUCGCCGCGCAGAGCGUUAUCAUGACCGCCGAUCAAGUCCUCAAUACGAUCCCAUUCGGGGUAGGCGUGGCCACGUCGGCGCGCGUGGGUAACCUGCUAGGGGCGCGGAACGCAUCCGGGGCUGCGAGGGCCGCCAAUGCGGCGGCCUGGCUGAGCAUGGUGCUGGGAGGCGUGGUGCUGGCGGCGCUGAUGGGGACGCGGCACGAGUUUGCGAAGAUUUUCAACUCGGACGAGCGAGUCGUCCGGCUGACGGCCGAGGUGCUCCCCUACGUGGCCCUGUUCCAGAUCGCGGACGGCCUGAAUGGCAGUUGCGGGGGUAGUCUGCGUGGCAUGGGCCGACAGCACGUCGGUGCCAUGGUCAACCUAGUGAGCUACUACUGCGGUGCGCUCCCUCUCGGCAUCUGGUUGGCGUUUCACGGCUGGGGACUCAAGGGUCUCUGGGUGGGACAGUGUAUCGCAUUGUAUCUGGUGGGGGCGUUGGAGUGGGCGAUUGUGGCUCUGAGCCAUUGGGAUGGCGAAGUCGAAAAGGCUUUUCUUCGAAUGGACAUUCACGAGAGGAUGGAAGUUGGUGGGAUUGCUGAAGGAGAGGAAUGA
This is a messenger RNA of Aspergillus terreus NIH2624, 1491 nucleotides long. RefSeq names its product MATE family efflux transporter. Gene Ontology annotation, biological process: xenobiotic detoxification by transmembrane export across the plasma membrane. The transcript has 2 exons. The record is from RefSeq and is a predicted model, not a curated record. Bases 1 to 1491 code for a protein of 496 amino acids. Gene Ontology annotation, cellular component: membrane. NCBI's taxonomy places the organism in Eukaryota, Fungi, Ascomycota, Eurotiomycetes, Eurotiales, Aspergillaceae. Gene Ontology annotation, molecular function: antiporter activity; xenobiotic transmembrane transporter activity.